CUCUCGACAUCUGUCACCAGAUACCUUUCACGGAAGCAUGAUGUUGUAGAGCCUUCUGCGGCCGUCAAGGAACUCUUCUGAUGUCGAGGAUUUAACACAAAGAGCAUCUGAGCCAUCAACUGUGCCGUCCAUUUGGCAACCGUGGAGUCACGUAGCAGAGACUUUUGACAUUCACCAUCGCCAUUGACCCUACACCUUGCCAAGCCAUAUCUUUCUCAUGGAUGCCUCGCUUACCAUGUACACACGAUGCUUCAUGGGACAGGGUGCUCUUAUGUAGAUUGCCAGCUCGAGAGUUGACGGGAUACCAGCCUACAUGCGCUGGACAUGGACGACCUUCUAGGCGAGGACUGGCAGGCUCCGCCGAAAGCCGCCAACACCGCUCCCUUGAAACCUACUCCCUUCGCCUCCGGCUACAGCGGUUUCCGUGCGAGUCCGCAGGCUUCGGUCUCAGUCUCGGGUGCCACAUCUCCACAGACCAUCAGUCGACCCUCCAGCACCGUCAAUGGCACGGCGAAGCCGGCGAGCGAUAGCUUUGGCAGCUUACUGUCACUGAAGUCGCAAAAGGCCGCAGAUAACUUGUCAAUUCAAGAGCGACAGAGGCAACUUCUGGAGGAGAGGCAGCGAUCUCAGACACAGCAUUCGCAGCUAUGGGACACUCUGGGUAGCGGCAGAGGCACGCCCGAGAUCAGGGUGCCUUCUCCGGCCGUAUACAACGACGAAGACGAUAUACUGGCUGCUUUCAACCGAUCAGCACCGGUUGACAAUGCUAGCCACUUUCCACCGCCGGUGUCGAAUGGUGUUAGUGGCACGAGUACCCCAGCAGUAGCUCAGAAGGCGCAGAGCGACCUGGGAAGCUACGAUGAGGAUGACGAUCCGUUUGGCCUUGGUGCGACUAAGUCUGGCAACGGCCACGCUGUCCCACCUGCAAUACGAGCUACACUUGACGACGAGGAUAUACUUGGUGAUCUCGGCAAGCCUGUAGCGGAAAGACCUCCCAUAAGCCUACGGAGAGUUGAGCGUGAAGCGGACACUAGUCACGUGGUGGCACGGGAAACGGGUCAGGAACCGGUGGAUCGCUCGGUAGCUGAACUGGUAGAGAUGGGUUUCCCUGCGGACAAUGCUCAGAUAGCCUUGGCAGAGAAUGGCGGGAACGUGCAAGCCGCGGUUGGUUGGCUACUGCAGCAAGCACACGAAGAGUCUCGGCAGAAAGCACGGAGUGAUGUCGAGAGCAGACAACGAAAGGCGGUGCAUGGCAGUCGAAGCCCGCCUCGGAGGCAGCGCAGUAACGACGGUGAGACUCCGGCGUGGAUGCGAGCAGGCUCGGCAACACGAAGAGAGAACAGCAAAUCACCUGCGAACGGCGAGCGAGAUGCUGCUCAGGUCGCGCAGGACCUCAGCAGUAAGCUUUUCAAGGGAGCCAAUUCGAUCUGGAAGGCAAGUCAGAAGCAGAUGGCGAAGACCAUGGCCGAGUUUCAGCAAGAACGUGACUCCAGUCAGCCGCGGUGGAUGCAAGAGACUCGGUCAGAUAGCGACACCGCCAGCAGGCAAGCACGAAAGGCGGAGCGAACGCAGCCGCGCGCUGCAAGGCCUGCAAAUCUGACGGACGAAGCUGCGAUGCUUGCUGCGCCUCGUGAGUCAAGGCUAGCGAAGGAAAGUCGAGCCACCGCACCCGAAGCUUUCAUAGAACCGGUGAGCCGUGGACGGUCACCAGCUGAACCCCAACCUUACAAACCGGCAUCACAGCCCAAAUUCAUGCAGCAGGCGCCGCCAUCCCAAGACCGAAGGCCUGCUACGAAGCUGAGUAGGCAGGAUAAUGAGGAGCAGACAGCUGAAGCCUACGUCAGCCCUGCAAGGCGAAAACGCCCUAUGCCCAAACCGGAGCCUCCAAGUGACCCCGAAGUCGACUUGUUCAGUCCUGCACCCUCGCGCACACCCACAACAACAUCACACACUCCCGCACAGCCAGCGCGAGCGGCAGCGACCCAAAAGCCGGCAUCUGUGCCUGUCAAGCCCGCGAGACCAGCAAGAAGCAUACCAACAAUCUCACCUUCCGCUCUUGCUUCCUCUGCUCAACACCGUAAAGCUGGCGGCGAAGCCUUCAAGCGAGGCGACUACGCCGCUGCACACGAGUCGUACACUGCCGCGAUCGGUCCUAUACCGGCGACCCAUCCUAUCAUGAUCGUUGUUUUGAGCAACCGUGCCUUGACAGCCCUCAAAACCGGCGACGCGAAGACGGCGGUCUCUGACGCCGACCGAGCGCUUGAAAUUAUCGGGAUCGGUCAAGGUGUGGGAGAAGUCGUUGACCUCGGCGGCGCUGAAGGCACGAAAGACAUGCGCGACUUCUUCGGCAAAGCUCUCACGCGCAAAGCGGAAGCUCUCGAGCAUAUGGAGAAAUGGUCCGAUGCGGCUGCCGCCUGGCGACAAGCUGUUGAAGCUGGUGUAGGUGGAUCAGUGGCGUUACGAAGCCGAGACAGGUGCGAGAAGGCUGCUGCACCUGCACCUGCACCGAAGACCGCUCCUUCGUCUUCUGUUCGCCGCAUCGCACCUUCGCCAGCCAAGGCACCACCAGCUAAGAGUCUGGGCAACAGCAUGCAGCGUCCGACGCUGACUUCCGCUACCUCCGCCGAAGCCGUCAAGAAGCUUCGUGCGGCCAACGCUGCGGCGGAGAAAGCGGACGACGAAAAGUUCGCGCUUACCGACGCCGUCGAUGCGCGCCUAGACACUUGGAAAGGAGGUAAAGCUGACAAUCUCCGCGCUUUGCUGCAGAGCUUAGACGGCGUUCUGUGGGAAGGUGCAGGGUGGAAGAAGGUGGGUAUGGCUGACCUGGUCAUGCCUAACAAGGUCAAGAUUGUGUACAUGAAGGCUAUUGGGAAGGUGCAUCCUGAUAAGAUUCCGCAGGAUGCGACAACGGAGCAGCGUAUGGUGAGCGCCGCUGUCUUCAGCACGCUGAAUGAGGCUUGGGACAAGUUCAGGACGGACAACAACCUUUGAGACCUUGCGAGGUCAACUUGUUGGACGCACAAAUGUGUAGCUGAGUGUCUCGCUUUUGAAACAUAUUUGCUUCACAACUGUCUGAUUGCGACCUUGGUUGGCUUGACAUGUCUUCAACCUGGGUAUAAUAGGUAGCGAUCGACCUGCUCUUCACAGUGGUGCGGUUCACAUACUGCCUGAGCGCACUUGCGAAGACUUCCUUCAUAGCACGAACAAAGCCCGAAUGAGUGCACAAUCUCU
This is a messenger RNA of Baudoinia panamericana UAMH 10762, 3231 nucleotides long. RefSeq lists its product as uncharacterized. The record is from RefSeq and is a predicted model, not a curated record. Gene Ontology annotation, cellular component: vesicle; cytoplasm; intracellular membrane-bounded organelle. Gene Ontology annotation, biological process: clathrin-dependent endocytosis; clathrin coat disassembly. Bases 325 to 2991 code for a protein of 888 amino acids. NCBI's taxonomy places the organism in Eukaryota, Fungi, Ascomycota, Dothideomycetes, Mycosphaerellales, Teratosphaeriaceae. The transcript is spliced from 4 exons. Gene Ontology annotation, molecular function: clathrin binding.